AUGCCUGUCCAACUCAAAUAUAUUUUACUUGAAAAAUUCCAAUGGCUUUUACACGUUAUUGAAUAUGCAUUUAAUGAAUUAAAAACGAAUGCAUUAAGUUCUGUUCGAUAUACUGAAUUUGGUAUUCCUAGCUGUAAUUGUGGUGGAAAUGAAUCCACUUAUAUUGGUAAACAUCUGGUACCAUUUCUUAAGAUGUAUAUGCCUCAUUUACAAACAUUACGUCUUUGGCGACCAGACGAUUUCGCUUGGACAACUGUGCUACCAAAUCUACCAGAAGGAUAUUUUCGUGAGGCUUCCCAUCACCCAUGGUGGGCAGUUUUAUACACACCUGAAUUGAUAGCUCAACAGGUCAUUGUUUUUGAACAAGAUCUUUGCCAAUUAGUGGAACAAUUGAAACACUUUGUCUUUCUUGAUAUUUAUGGUGCAAUUCCUUAUCAAAAAGUACAAGCUUAUCGUUCAAUGGUUCAAACUCGUUUUCCUAACUGUCGAAGUCAUGUUGAUGUAUCAAGAUUUUGUCUAUGGCUUUGA
Rotaria socialis is the source of this 528-nucleotide messenger RNA. NCBI's taxonomy places the organism in Eukaryota, Metazoa, Rotifera, Eurotatoria, Philodinida, Philodinidae. The record is from the annotation of a GenBank genome assembly.